This is a messenger RNA of Suillus clintonianus, 1352 nucleotides long. RefSeq lists its product as uncharacterized. Bases 231 to 1109 code for a protein of 292 amino acids. The transcript has 3 exons. The record is from RefSeq and is a predicted model, not a curated record. Lineage: Eukaryota; Fungi; Basidiomycota; Agaricomycetes; Boletales; Suillaceae. Gene Ontology annotation, molecular function: GTP binding.
UCAGAAAAUCCUUAGCAGAGAAGAGAUCCCGCGUCCUGAGACAUCCGAUGGGACGUCUCACGUCACGGACGCCCGCUGGAAUCAGAUCGAGCAGUGUUGGUCAGUCGAUCCCUCUGCUCGUCCAUCUGCCUUCAUGGCUAUGGAGUUCGUAAAGAAUGAACUAGAGGUUGUGAAACAAGAUGUAAGCUUAUGACUGGUCUCUUCACGCAGAGUCGAGUUUCUCUGACAGUAUGUCCUUGUUGGUGGGGGUACAGGAAACUGAUCAAAAUGCGUACUGGGUCGCGGAGCAGAUCACUGCGUCUGUUCCUCCCAGACACAGGGUACCAUCCCAGACUAUGUCAGCACCGACGUCUCGGUCUUCAUCACCAACGUUUCGGUCUUCCUCACCAACCCUUGUUCCGUCACCAAGCCGAGCCCUCACUUCUCUAACACGCCAUUUCCUCUCUACGGCCUCAACGCUGUCACUUACAGGUCCUUUGAAUGUGUUGCUUUUUGGGGAGACUGGAGUUGGGAAAAGUUCCAUCAUCAACUUGAUCAUGGGAGGAGAUACUGCACAGACGUCGCCUGAUGGAGGGACCUGCACACUUACGCAUACUUCCUAUGAAGUCGAUCUUGGAACCCACAAUUUCAAACUUUGGGAAGUUUCGUCAAUCGGAUCGAUGGGUUUCUUCCGGUCCUUUUUCAAGAAAUGGCGCCUGAAAAAGGCACUCAAGAAGCUGCACAGAGAUGAAGGAGUCUACCUUCUGUUAUAUUGCAUGAGGGGAUCGAGGGCACAUAGAGCACUGCUAAGUGAUUAUAAACAUUUCACUGACAUAGUCGGCUCCACCGCCGGGCCGGGCCGCGUACCCGUCGCUGCUGUGGUCACCUCCUUGGAAGAUUAUCCUACGAACAUGGACAAUUGGUGGACGAAGAACAAGGACAAUCUGGAACGCCUCGGGAUGCAGUUUUCCUCACACGCUUGUAUCACGUCGCUCCCUUAUGAUCCAAAUUGGACAUCCGCAAUGCGCGCACGUCGACAUCAAUCAGAGCAAGCCAUCCGCAAACUCAUUCAUGACUCAUAUCGAGCGGGUCGAACACCCGUCAGUUCCAAUCUAGCUUUUUCUUCAUGAAAAUAAAAUUUCAAGCUUGGUUGCGCAUUAUGGUUUAUAUAUUGGAGAGGGUCCCCUGGUGGGUCACUGCACGUACGUUACGCUGUCACGGAAUCGAUUCAAGUGGAAAUUACAAGGCUUCAUUUCUUCAUUUUUGACUACCAUCAUCGUAUCCUUUAUGACACACUGUGCUAGUAGCUAAUGUCAUGUAUAUGCAGAGUUUGAUAUUACAGUAGUGUAUCGUUACAUAAUUUCCCUAUCGUG